Mustela erminea (ermine) is the source of this 6253-nucleotide messenger RNA. It is a transcript of the gene SNTB2, whose product is annotated as syntrophin beta 2. The coding region runs from base 62 to 1684 and encodes 540 amino acids. The record is from RefSeq and is a predicted model, not a curated record. Gene Ontology annotation, cellular component: dystrophin-associated glycoprotein complex; intracellular anatomical structure; synapse. Gene Ontology annotation, molecular function: protein binding; structural molecule activity. Lineage: Eukaryota; Metazoa; Chordata; Mammalia; Carnivora; Mustelidae. The transcript is spliced from 7 exons.
GGAGGGCCCGGACCCGCCCCCUCGGGCGGGAAGGGGGAAGCGCCGAGGCUGCCUGACUGGAAUGAGGGUAGCUGCGGCGACUGCGGCGGCGGGAGUGGGGCCGGCCAUGGCGGUGUGGACGCGGGCCACCAAAGCAGGGCUGGUGGAGCUGCUCCUGAGGGAGCGCUGGGUCCGGGUGGUGGCCGAGCUCAGCGGGGAGAGUCUAAGCCUCACCGGCGACGCUGCGGCGGCUGAGUCCGAGCAGGCUCUGGGGCCGGCGGCGGCUGCCUUCAACGGCCUCCCGAACGGCGGCGGCGCCGGCGACUCGCUACCGGGGAGCCCCAGCCGCGGCCUGGGUCCCCCGAGCCCGCCCGCGCCGCCGCGGGGCCCGGCGGGCGAGGCGGGCGCGUCGCCGCCGGUGCGCCGGGUGCGCGUAGUGAAGCAAGAGGCGGGCGGCCUGGGCAUCAGCAUCAAGGGCGGCCGCGAGAACCGGAUGCCGAUCCUCAUCUCCAAGAUCUUCCCGGGGCUGGCGGCCGACCAGAGCCGGGCGCUGCGGCUGGGCGACGCCAUCCUGUCGGUGAACGGCACCGACCUGCGCCAGGCCACCCACGACCAGGCCGUGCAGGCGCUGAAGCGCGCGGGCAAGGAGGUGCUGCUGGAGGUUAAAUUCAUCCGAGAAGUUACACCAUAUAUCAAGAAGCCAUCAUUAGUAUCAGAUCUACCAUGGGAAGGUGCAUCUCCUCAGUCACCAAGCUUUAGUGGCAGUGAGGACUCUGGUUCUCCAAAACAUCAGAACAGCACCAAGGACAGGAAGGUCAUCCCUCUCAAAAUGUGCUUUGCUGCUAGAAACCUAAGCAUGCCGGAUCUGGAAAACAGAUUGAUAGAACUACAUUCUCCUGAUAGCAGGAACACGUUGAUCCUGCGCUGCAAGGAUACAGCCACAGCACACUCCUGGUUCGUAGCUAUCCACACCAACAUAAUGGCUCUCCUCCCACAGGUAUUGGCUGAACUCAAUGCCAUGCUUGGUGCAACCAGUACAGCCGGAAGCAGCAAGGAGGUCAAGCAUAUUGCCUGGCUGGCAGAACAGGCAAAACUAGAUGGUGGAAGACAACAAUGGAGACCUGUCCUCAUGGCUGUGACUGAGAAGGAUUUGCUGCUUUAUGACUGUAUGCCGUGGACAAGGGAUGCCUGGGCAUCACCAUGUCAUAGCUACCCUCUUGUUGCCACAAGGUUGGUUCAUUCUGGCUCCGGAUGUCGAUCACCCUCACUUGGAUCUGACCUCACGUUUGCUACCAGAACAGGCUCUCGGCAGGGCAUUGAGAUGCAUCUCUUCAGGGUGGAGACACAUCGGGAUCUGUCGACCUGGACCAGGAUACUUGUUCAGGGUUGCCAUGCUGCUGCUGAGCUACUUAAGGAAGUCUCUCUAGGCUGCACGAUAAAUGGCCAAGAAGUAAGAUUCACUGUCCACUAUGAAAAUGGGUUCACUAUCUCCAAGGAGAAUGGAGGUUCCAGCAGCAUAUUGUACCGCUACCCCUUUGAGAGGCUGAAAAUGUCUGCUGAUGAUGGCAUUAGAAAUCUGUAUCUGGAUUUUGGUGGUCCUGAAGGAGAACUGACCGUGGACCUGCACUCUUGUCCGAAGCCGAUCGUAUUUGUGUUGCACACGUUCUUGUCAGCCAAAGUCACUCGCAUGGGACUGCUCGUAUGAGCAGCAGAAAAUCAGAAAAGAGUCUUGAAUGUCACAAGAAGUAUUUCCACCUCAAAAAAAAAAAAAAAAAAAAAAAAGCACAAAAAGAAAGCUCUUUGCUCUCUCCUCCAGCACAGUGCCUUGACAAGGACCUGCAGAUCACUGCUGAACAGUAACUGUGUUUAAAGAAGAGCCUGCCUUUCACAAGCUACCUUGGCCAGAAAUUCUAGGAUUCUAAUAAGCUCCAAACUGAAGCUGUUGAUUUAUUGCCUCGUUUCCUAAUGUGGUUUCUAAGUCACUAGAUUUAUUUCCCCUCUGAAAAAGGAUGGCUCAUUGUGGGUUUUUGUUUAGUUUUAUUUUGUUUGUUUUUUUGGACGUAAUCAAAUAUCCAAGAGUUGUUUUCAUUUUCUUCUUCUUGUAGGAUUUAUUUCAAGCCUCGACAUCUUGCUUAGUUCAACCAUCUUUUCCCAGGUGCUAGUUGACAGCCGCUUGUGCUUUGGGCCAUUCCGGAUAGGUCCUACGUGCUAUUGGAGCUUACUGUCACUUCAUCCUUCCACCCCAGGAAGUCCUUGAAUUGCACACCAAAGCGUUCUCCCAUCUGUCCUGGCUCUCCUGCAUCCCACUCUGGUCACCACUUUCCCACCGCAUCACAAGCUUUGCCACUCAGAAGUGCUAACUUUAGGACUUAGAACUUGUGAAAUUUGAUUUGCCUUGCCUUCCACUCCCUUUCUAAUGGUGACCAAGUAGGAAACCACUGAUAUGAAAGAAGAGGUUUGCUUGUUUUAGGUUUUUCUGACUUAUCUUUGGUAGGAGCCAGGCGAUAAGAUUUCUUUUAAAAGAAAAUCCUCAUUUUAGCCUAAGCCAUUUUUUUAUUGCUUACCAAAUGUGCCUUUGGUUAGGGUUAGUGGAGCUUCAUUAGUCACUGUUUGAAUAACUGGAUUAUCACUGCCAUUCCAGGGAGAUCAUCCAUCUUGGUUUUGAGGAAUAGUCUUUGAGAUGGGUUUCCUUAGGAGUAUCUUUUCUAGUGGGUAGAUCUCACUGAGGAAGAUAAAUCUUGGAGAGCCCACUUCUUUAAAGAGUAGGCUCUAUAAAGCCAUCUCUUUAGCACAAACAUCAUGUGAAAUUGCAUUGGGCUUUGUGAGCCCAUGCUGGUUCCUGGCCCUGGUCCUCUCCCUUUGUGGCAGCAGAGUGGCAUGGACAGGCAGCUGCUAAUUCAAGACUCACUGUUGGCUUAAUAAUGCAUUCUCUGGUGGGCAGGGUGAUGAGGCCACAGAACAGCUACCUUGGUUUUCCUAAGCAUUGCCAGACGUCAUCAUUAUUUAGUAGCAGUAAGAUUGUGGUAUUAAAGAAUCACACUCAGCUUGUUUUUCCUAAUUAUGAAGGAGGUAUAUAUCUGAAAACAUUUAAAAUAAUAUAAUAGCUAUAUAUAAUGACAAGAUUACUACAGUCCCCAGAUCUAAAAGAAAAGGUGAUAUUGACUCAGAUGUUCUCGGUAUUCUCAGAGGAAAAGUCUAGGGAUACUUCUCACUAGAUCUAUUAGGAGUGUCAUAAGAGGAGGUGAGCACUUCAGGGAGUAUAGAAGGGUAACACUCCAAACAGGGGAGGAAAAACCCCACAACCAUAAAUGCAAAACAUGAGCUAUUUGGUGUGAGUGUGGACUGACCUAGGUGGGACAUUUGGAAGAGCAGACUCAUGAGCAGAGAGUUUGAGUUAGACAUUGUAACUCCCAUUGUGUUUCUUCUGCCCAUAAGUCAAUCUUUCUUCCCCUUGUACAAUGAGAUUAACCACAUGCAGAGGCUGGGGAGAGAUUACAGUUCUUCCCCCGGCUACCGUUCCAAAAAUAAAUGAUUUGAUCCACUUAAAACUGGAAAUUGGAAUCUAGACUAGAAUAUGCCUUUCAAGAAUUUUUUUAUGUUUUAAGGAUUCAUAGACCUAUGUUUAGUUCCAUCUUUAGUAAAUUUGCAAGGGAAGAAAAGCAAUAUCUUGAAGGUCCAGCUAUGAUUUCUGGAAGCAGAAUUUCAACACAUAAUACCCUCAGAUAAGGGAGCUUAGACAUUCUUCGCAGUGAGAGCAUUAUUAACCUGAAAAGUUGCACAGUGCAGUCACAGACUUUGCAGCAAAGCCAUUUGGUUGAGGUUUUCUUGGUUAGUGUGAAAGGCUAAGCCACUGAGAAUAUUUUCAGGGGAAACUUACAAGCCCCUGUACUCAUGAAUUAUAUGAAAAAGUUCUCUAAAAAGGGUGUAAUGAACAUGUGAGCAGGAGAAGGUAAAGUGUGUGAGCCAUUCUGACUCAUUUUGUUCAAGCUUGAACCAUCAUAUUUAACACCAAAGUCCAUAAGGUUUUUUAAAUAUUUUGAGUCUUAAUGUGAAAUGAAAAUGUGUGGGAGAUUUCCUUUGACCACUAGCACCCCCGAGAGCAAGAGCCCUUAAGCUGCCUGUGUAACAUCAACAGCUUUCCAAUCAUGGGUGACCAGCUUGUCCUUCAAUUAAGUGUGUUUAUGGAGUUUUCAAACCACAAAUGAAGUGCUUUUUAUGAAUAGGACAGCCUUGAUAAAUACGUAUUUUGUAUUAAGAUGCCAAAAUAUGGCAAAUUAUUUUAAAACAAUAACUAAAAAUGGGCAUUUGGGGUAUUUCACACCCUUUCUAGAACAGCUUAACUUGUCAUUUCUUUUUCAUUUUGAAUUAGGGAAGUUGCUGAGAAUGUUGCGGGCUUCCGUGUGUAGAAUGGGAAUGAACCUGCAGAGUAGUGUCAUCCCACUUCCGAGGGACCCGCUUCCGUGCCCUCAGUUCCCCCAGACCUGGGGCUUUGACAUCUUGUCCAUAUUCCACACAGAUGUCUACAAGUAGCCAAUUGGCGUGUGAAAAUUCUUCCUCCUCAUUUCCUAAAAUUUCCCUUUUCCUCUCCAAAGAAAAAAAGAAAGAAAGAAAGGCUCAGUUACUCUUUUUCUGAAAAAGGUAAGCCCUUUCCUGAAGUUAUCAAACCUUACCUGGAAAUAAGUAUCUAAUAUUUUAUAUGAAGAAAUACUUUAAUGUAUGUUUAUACAGUAUUUAUUAGAUAGUUAUAACUGUAAACUCACCUACCUAGUAGACAGUUUCAGAUUAAAUAUUGGGACAUGUACAAACAAUCAAAAAUGACUUUACAUAUCAUUCACCUAUUUUAAAGCCAUGUUUUAGCACUUUUUAGGCUCGGUGAAGUCUGAUUGUGCCUGUUUUUAUCAGCUGUAUGCUCACAAACUUUGUUAUGGAGCAUUAUUGGAUGGCAGGAGAGAUUGAAUUACUUAUUUCUUACAUUUUUAGAAGUGGAAAAAUCUAACCAACAAAUGAUAAAAGUUGCCACUGAUUAUUUGUUUUCCUAAUUUAUCAUCCUAAGCAGAGUGGUAACAAAGCAUUUUUCAGCUGAUUAAAUGCACUUAGCUAAUAGACCAAAAUUUAUUCUUUAAAAAAAAAAUUAAGCUGUGUGGAAUCUGGACAAGAUCAUUUUUCUCUCAGAAAAAAGUUUUCACUGUAAAUGAUUUUGAUGGACAAAAGUGUGACCACUUUUGAGAAAAAGUUAUGAUGGAUUUUUUUUUUUAAUUUUGUGAGAACCUCCAGGUCGUCUUGUUUAAUUUAUGUGCAUGUGGAUAUAUUUGUGUGUUGUCAAAAACAUGGAAGAAUCUCCAUAUUUUUAAUGCAAAUUCUAUUGUAAGCUGCUAUGCAAAUUCUAUUAAAACCCUACCUACUUAAAAGUUAAACAUUUUUGAAGCUUUCAGGGAAGACCUGUAGACUUAAGCACUUUCUCUGCUUUUUUGUAUCUUAUCUUGGACACUUAUGCUGAACUUUGUUCUUAUUAUUUUCACUUGUUAUAAGCUAUUGAUUGUAUGUAAUAUUGAAACUAUCCAAAUAUCCAGCAUACAUUUCCACAUUGCUGCCAUCCACCGUAGAUGCCAUGAAUGAAUGGCUGGUUAGAAAGCCAAAGGUCAUAUUUUUUCAAUUGCUAAUGAAGAAGUAAAAUGACUGACCUCUUUGGUCUCAAAGCAAAUUGCUCUGGUCAGAUCAACUAUGUCUGUAAGGAAAAGAGACUUCUUUAAAUUUGGAAUUCAGCUUAAACUUCAAGUUUAAGUUGAAUUUGACCAUAACCAUAUUCACUCUUUUUGUAUGUGUAUCUCUGUCAGGUCUGUAAUGUACCAGGUGGUAUUAUAUUAUAUCCUGUCUUAAGUUUGGAAAUCUUAGUUAAAUUUAAAUUGUUAUUGUGGCUUUUUUUUUCCCCUCCUGAAGAUGAAAGCAGAGGAAUUUGCCAUUUGCUACUGUGCUCUCUCUUUCAAGAUUGCAUGGUAAUCUAGAAUUCUUUUUACUUUCUACAUACUGUCUUUAAAAACCAACAGCAGCAGUCUCUAAUCUCCCUCCUUUUUUAAAGCUGUUUCCUUCCCUGUGCUGGGUAUAUAGACAAUAAAUGUGUGAUGACAGACAAUUAUAAAAUAAUUAUGUUGUAUAUCAAGAUUAUGUGUUUUUGAGCAAUAGAGCUACUCCUAUCAUGUAAUGAUAAAUGAAAUUUACACUAGAAAGAGACUGCUUAAUGGCACAUUUGAAACCAUUUCUCUAAAAAAAAAAAAAA